GUUCGCAACAGAUCGUUCAUCGCAUGAAUCAUGAUGAAUGCAGGCUCUCGCGGCAUUACUCGCCAUCAAUGGGUGUCGACACAGCUUAGCCAUGAACAACCAAGAGAUAGCAACGGAGGAACACUUGCGCAGGUACCUUCCUAUCAGGAAUCGUAGGAUGUGGAAUUAUUCAUCGAAGCAACUCCUUGAUCUGAAAAAAUGCUCACAGCUGAUACUGUAGCGACUGUCAUGACCUCAUUUUUGCGUUCUUUCCUUUGUUGUCAUGCCUAACCAUCGAUCUUUCACGUCAAUACCUAGUCUAUUGUUUCCCUUUCUACAGUGCCACGCGAUACCUUUGUCCACCGCCAUCUUUGUCCAUGUAACGCUGGCAGCCGUAGCAUACCACAACGUGCAGCAUGAGGCCUGCGCAUUGAUUCUGCUUACUCGGCGCAUCCACUAACAACAAGAACUACGUAGCGCAAUGUCGGGAAUUGAAACAACCUUCUGCAAAGGCUACGGCUUCUCUCCAACCCACAUGGUGUUGACGAAAAGAAAGAGGUCUGCGGAAGACAAGUACAUCGACUUGGGGUUCGGAUUAUGUUACCGAAGACGACAACAAGACCUGCAAGAUGGCGAACACAAUGAUGAAGAUGACGACUACGACGGCGAACAACCACCGCAUAAACGCCGAAUACCAAACUCGUUCUACGGUUCACAGUCAGCACGUCUCGGUAUCAUUCCCGCAGCCACGUUAGCCACUCUUCAUGGCCUCAAAAAAUUCGUGAGGGAUAGCAUGGGUGUAGGCAUGGAAGUCUUUAAGGCGCCUUACGCAGUAUGUAGAGGUGUUCCAAGAUACGUGCGAGAUGUACAUAGAGCAGGAAUGGUAAGGAGUGUGUUUGGGAGCAUAGCUGCACCGGACAAUAUACCAGACCUCGAGAGCUGGUUGAAGGUAGUUGGUUCACAUGGACGACAGAUGUAUGUUGAGAAUAAAGGAGAUGAGAACAGGAGUGGUAAUCGUAGGGGUGGAAGUACGAGCCCGAGGCCUGAUAGGUCGGUUCCAGAUUCCGAUGACUUUGACUCAGCAACGUGGCCGGGCGGCGAUGCCAUAUCUAUCUGUCGACUGUCAGAACGCCCGGUGCACUCGUCAAUCCUGCCGCAGAGUUUGAUACCAGCAAGGCUACCACUAGAGAUGAGACAUGAUGCUCAGAACUCCAUACCUCGAACAAAGAGCACAUAUACCACAAUCGUGAAUGCUGGGACACAAACUUCGUCAAUCGACCAAGAGGAUACUAGGAAGCAAGUGAAGAGCCGAAAGCACACUUGGCAUUUGAGCGAGCAAGCUGCAGAGUCGCAAAGUGCGUCAGAGAAGGUAGUUUCGGCGAUGCUGAAGCGGCCAUUUAGAACAGGACGUCGGUGUGGACCGAUGUUUACACCUUUCUCUAGUGCUGAGUUAGCUAAUUUGGGGCUCCAACAUUCGAAGGAUGACGUUGCUUCUGGACGACCAGUAGAGAGCUAUGCAGAACCAGUGGCCUCUUGGAAGCAGAAUACGUCAAAUGUAGAGAAUUCCACGCCGCCAACUCGUAAAACUCGAAGAAAAGCGGAACCAGAGAACAACCUCCGAAGUCAUGUACUGAGAAAGGCAGCUGCCAGACUGUCGGAUCAACAGCAGCCUCAACAUCAGCGCGCUCAAACUCUAGCAACUGCAGAGCCUACUUCAAGCUCCAUAUCAUGUCCCCUCUGCCAUUUUGACAACUCGAUUACCUCCACCUUCUGUGGCGCAUGUUACACACCGCAUCUCCCCAAGCCAGCACCCCGAUCCCGUGCUCAAGGCAUAGCAAAGCACGAUCUGUUACCCGAUACUUAUCCAGAGGACGGUCAUUGGGAGGAAACUACGAUGGUCACUAUCCGAAAUUACCAUGAGGAUAUCUUGUGUACAGGCGCCGCCGGCCCACCCGGCACAAUGAAUGAGGAUGGCUCGCAUGUCAGCAUUCCAACAUCAGAACUUCGGCAACUCAACGAAGCUAGAGAGGAUGCUCUGAUAGAAGACAGUAUGCGCACGGUCCGAGAUCAAGAGCGACGGACUAUUGCGCAAGAGAACGGAAUUGAUGCAUUGAGUUUGGAAAGGGGUUUGGAGGUGGAGAGGGUAUGGAUGCGGAGGCUUUCUGGUUGGAGGGAAGAAGCUGAGGGAGAUGCGGGAAAGCCGUUCCCGCUUAACGUACCGGAUUACGAAGAUCUGCAAGAUUGGGAGUUGGACAGAUUGAAGGAAGACAUCAGGUCGCUGGACAGGAUUUUGGCGAGCCUGAAAGAUACCGCUAGCGUUUUCCGUGCUACGUCGAGCCGUGAAAACAGCAAUAGCAAGCUCUCCAAAGACCCAAAACGAUUGGCAGUCAGAAACGAGGAGUUAAAAGCCGUACAGCAACGAGAAGCCGAACGGCAGUACCUUGCUCUCGUGGCGGAAGCGCAGCAGCAAGCACAUGCCGAGAACACGCAGUUUCCUGAAGGCUUGCGAGGCUGGGGUCAAGUUGGCCCAGACGAACAAGAUCUCAUUCGAUGGGCGAUCUACGCCAAUCAGGUCAAUGAUAUGUCAGAGCAGGCAAGAAGGAAGAUCCCGACUGAUAGGCCUACUGUGUCUGCCUUCUCCCCGCAGGACAGUAUGGCCAACCCUAACGGUGCAUCUGCCACUGAUGAUGUUUUGAACGGGAAGAAUUGCUGCCCCUCUUCCGAAACUAACGGUCGACCAUGGCCUGUCACCGAAUCGCAGCGAACUGAUAGAUCAACAGAGCAGCAGAUAGAAGACGAACACUACGCCCGUUUGAAACAGAAGUUUGAAGAUUCGAAGUGGGCAGAAAUGGUCUUUAACGUCGAAGUAACGAGGUACGGUAUUUUGUAUACCGGAAGGAGAUGGCCAGAUGACGUGGCGAAUUGGGAAACUAUUACCCCUGCAGCUAAAGCAUUGGUCUUGGAAGUGACAGAAUAUCUCACAUCGAAAGAGGAGUUCGAGGAGCCAGGCGCAGAAAAUAAGUAG
Alternaria alternata is the source of this 3004-nucleotide messenger RNA. RefSeq lists its product as hypothetical. The record is from RefSeq and is a predicted model, not a curated record. The coding region runs from base 461 to 3004 and encodes 847 amino acids. The transcript is spliced from 2 exons. NCBI's taxonomy places the organism in Eukaryota, Fungi, Ascomycota, Dothideomycetes, Pleosporales, Pleosporaceae.